Messenger RNA from Striga hermonthica, 447 nucleotides. The record is from the annotation of a GenBank genome assembly. Lineage: Eukaryota; Viridiplantae; Streptophyta; Magnoliopsida; Lamiales; Orobanchaceae.
AUCUCAGUCCAUGCGAUGGCGGGCACUAGAGGCCCGAGGACUAUGAAGUUACCGGCAUGGUUGAAGGAUCGGCGGGUUACGGUACUCGUGGACAAUGGGUCGUCGCAUAAUUUCAUUAAUGCAACUCUCUCACACAAACUCAAGUUGCCCACGACCACGAUUGAGCCGUUCGAGGUUAGGGUGGCAAAUGGCGAGCGCUUGCGGUGCUCGGAGAUGUAUCAGGGCGUGCCGAUCAAGUUUCAAAGAGUGACGGUGAAGGCGGAUUUGUUUUCCUUACCUCUGGUGGGACCGGAUGUGGUGCUUGGGGUGCAGUGGCUCGAGGGACUAGGAGAUGUGACGACUAAUUACUGGAAGGGUGUGAUGAAGUUUGAGGCCGGUGAUCAACUCGUUACCUUGAAGGCUAGUGAAGGGGCAACCAAGGAGGUUGGUCUAAAAAGCAUCGAGAAG